AAUGACACUUAGUUUAACCAAAAUUGAAAUGUAUCUAAACAAAAGGAGCAGAUAACAAUUUUGUGGCGAGUUUCGAAUAACAAAAAUUGUGUUUGAACUUAGGAAGAUAUACUCACUAAUCAGAAAUGGAUGAAACUCAAAAGCCUUGCAACGUAUGUGGUAAAGAGGAAUUCAUUAAUAAUGAUGGCUUUUUUUUUUGUUUGGAAUGUGGUACACAAGCAGAAAAUGUGCAUGAAGUUGCUAUUGACGAUGAAUAUAUCAAUUUUACUCCACAUUCAAAUAGAAAAAAGGUUAAAUCUAGAGAAAGAUUGGAAAAUGAACUAACAAGUUGGGAGUUGCUGAAUUACAUUUUAGUUGGUUUGGUCGGGGAGCUAAAUGUAAUAGGAGCCAAAGACGAAUUAAAACUAAAGACAUUUCAAUUAUGGGCUGAAUUUUUAAGAAAAAAUGAAGUAGCCUUUUUUAAAACAAAAGUGCCUUCUUUGCCAAAACUUAGCGCUUCCUUUAAGGCGAAAGAUGCAAAAAUUCUUUACAAUCAUAAUAUGCCAAAGCGAAAAAAGAGAAAAUAUGAUGCUUCUUCAAUCGAUAGCUCAAUAACUUGGAAAAGACAAAAAAGGAACUAUGCGAAGUCUGAAUAUGAAAAAAGUAUUUCUGAGGCAGAGACUUCUCUUGUUACCUUAUUGAGUAGCAGUCAAACUUCCAUUACCUCAACAGUUUCACGCGGAAUAAAAUUAAAUCUGAAGGAUUCUGCUCGAAAAUUAAUUAAAAAAAGUGUUCAUAAAGAGCAUUUGAAAAAACAUGAGGAUGAUUUUCAAAAAUUAAUGGAUUGCAAAUGCAUUCCAAUAAAAAAAAGCACUGUAUAUUACGAGCAAAGAAGAGACGAAUUAUUUAAUCGAAGAACAACUUUUAGUCUUUUGUAUAUAGCUCUUAAUUUAAGUAAUAAUAUCAUUCAAUUGUUUGAUUUAGUUCGAUUUAUGAAAGAAGGAAAUCUUUCCAGCAGAAAAUUUGCACAUUUUUUUCCUGAAAACAUAAGAAAGUCAUGUGAAAUACAGUUAUCACGUUAUGAUUUCCCUAAAAAUUUUGACCAAUCUAGUAUGUCAAUACGAAAACAAUCAGCUGUAAUAUGCAAUUUCUUAUCUAUUACAAAAUUAAAUACUCCAGAUAUCAUCAGUUUAGUUACGCGAUUUUGUAAAGAUUUUGUGUUACCAAAUGAAAUAGUAUCAUAUGUUAGUCGUUUAAUCACAUAUUUCCCCCCGAAAAUGGAAUAUAUACAUGAUACUACACCAUUUUAUGAAGGACGAGCUUUAGCUUAUAUAAUUUUCGUUAUGAAACUUUUAUUUGGUUUAGACGACGUGAAAGAAGAAAAAAUAUCAGAUUCAGCUCAAAAUGUCAAUAAUAUUCUCAAAGAAGCAAAUAAAGGAGAACGAGUCUUUGUUUGGAAAGAAUGGAUGAAAUAUAUUGAGAUAAGAAAACUAAUAUUAUCUAGGUAUAAUUUGUGUUAUUUUGAAAGUAAUAAAGAUUUCAAAAAUCUGGAUGCGAAUUUGAAUAAAAUGGUUGAAGAGUAUUUAGAGUGUGACGGAGAAGAGAUUAAUUUGAAUCGAGCAAAUGUUUUCAAUAUGAAUAAAAUUUUUAACACGUUUUUGAAAGAUGCUAGACGUGUCCAACCACACUCAUCUAUUAAAAUUAUUACAUUUACUCCUCAAAUUGAUUAUUUUGAACAAAUUUUAUAUGAUCCGCCAGAGGACAUAUUAAUUCCGGAAUUUUUAAAAUAUCAACAUUCUUUAACGCAAAUUGAGCCCUUUUUUAAUCCGAAAAAACUAAAACAAACUUUAAAACAGGAAAAUAUAAAAAUGAAAAUAGUUAAAGAAAAAGGUAAUGAGAAAAUUUAUUUUGUACAAACUUUUAGUUAUAAGUCUAAUUUACCGAAGGAUAGCUCAAUUUCAUUAAGAAAUAUAAAAAAUAAAUCAGGAACUGAAAAAAAUCAAAAUGAAACUAUAGUAAAUCAAGAUUACGUUAAAAUAUUUGAUACUGACUUUUUAAGACCUAUUAAAAAUAAAAUGUCAACCAAACAAAAUUCUAAACAAAAGGGGACAAAAAAUAAAACAAUAUCUAAUGACAAAAAUCGAAAAUUUGAACCGCGUACAUUUAAAUAUUAUCAUUUGUUAAACAGAAGUGUUGUAUCUUCAGAAAAUAGUAUUUUAUCUGAUGUUAGUGACAAUAGUGCACCUUCAGAUAAUGAUGACGAAGAAAAUAAUCUGAAUAAAUAUUUGCAAUUUUCAAUUUCUGAUAUGAGAUACUGGAUUUUACAUGGAAAGUUAGAUAUUAAAGAGGAUGAUUUCAAAAAUAUUAAAACACACAUGCCACGAAAUUUUUUAUGGUUGCUAGAAACAUUUGCAUCAUACUUGGAAGCAGAUUUGGAAUCGUUAUACCACGAAUUAUUAGUGAUAGAAAACUAUUAUUUCUACAAAUUAGAUGAUCCAGAUAGAAUUAAAAACAUUAUUUUAUUUAAAAAUCCCGAAGAAAAGCUCCAAGGAUCUCAUUACUCUGAUUACUUCGGAAAAUUUUGGUGAAAAAACCUAAGUAGUUUUCAGAAUAGUGCAGAACUUUUGUUUAAUUUGUUUUACUAGAAAUUCCUUUUUGUAAUAUGAAAUAUGGGAUAUAAUAUAAGAUUAAAUUAUUUUUCUACUGUAUACUUUGAACGUACUUACAUAUAUGCUUUUAUAAUGUAAUAUUAGUAGUUAAACUCUUAUUUGAAAUUUUUGAUACAUAUUGAAAAUAUCAGUUAAAACCAGAGGUGUACGAUUCUAUUAAUCAAAUACAUUAUUUACAUGUUUAAUUAAGAGCAAUGAUUGGUUUGAAA
This is a messenger RNA of Condylostylus longicornis, 2857 nucleotides long. RefSeq names its product TATA box-binding protein-associated factor RNA polymerase I subunit B (gene TAF1B). Gene Ontology annotation, cellular component: RNA polymerase I core factor complex; RNA polymerase transcription factor SL1 complex. Bases 126 to 2567 code for a protein of 813 amino acids. Gene Ontology annotation, biological process: nucleolar large rRNA transcription by RNA polymerase I; RNA polymerase I preinitiation complex assembly. The transcript has 4 exons. The record is from RefSeq and is a predicted model, not a curated record. NCBI's taxonomy places the organism in Eukaryota, Metazoa, Arthropoda, Insecta, Diptera, Dolichopodidae. Gene Ontology annotation, molecular function: RNA polymerase I core promoter sequence-specific DNA binding.